AUGUAUGGGCCUCCCUACGCUCUGAGGCUGGGGAUCCGAUCUUUGUCAGGCCUCGCCUCGAGACUUCAGAUCUUCGUCCUCCAUAAUCCUCAAACUCAACAUCCCUUACAGCCGCAGUCAUGCCUUCAGGUCAAGGAAGUAGGUGCCUUCCGAAACCCUUCGCCAAACCCUGCCAAGUCAGCUGCCGAAACGCAGACAUAUGCUAAUCGCGCUUUGACUGAACAGCCGAAGCCAAAGAAGAAGGCAGUCGAGGAGGACGAAGACGACAAGGCUUUCAAGGCCAAGCAGGCUGCUGACAAGAAGGCGCGAGAGGAGAUGGCCAAGAAGGCUGGGUAUCAAGAAGAGCGGAAAGAAAUAGGCGACUUUUUGAUGGGAUACGACGUGAUGUGUACGGCGGAAGACUCAGGCAUAGCACAGGCGUUUAGGGAGAUAUACCAUUGCAAAGUUUUCCUUUGUGUCAUACUGAUGCUGCACAGUCCCUUGAAUUUACCACGCACAAUGCCUGGUGACGAUGUGGUGACAGCACGGCGAUUCGGUCUAGAGGACUCGCAAAGCGGGAGAACGCUGCUGAAAGGUCUCUCGCGAGCAGCGCACGACUGCUUAAUCUUAAUGAGUGUUGAACGCAGCGCGCCUUUUCCCAUUGUGCCCAGACUCCAGCCAAACCGCUGGACCCGCAUAUACCGUCGCGAGGCGAAGGUGCGGCAACAACAGCAGCAGAACCACCGCGCGCGCCUCUUCUCCAAGCAGCUGCCAAGAGCAACAACAUUGAUGAAAAGUAAAAAAUGGUGCGAAAGCCAGCAAAAAUUGCCCUGCGCGAACCGAAAGGAAAACUCACCCGCUGCCGCCGCCGAAGCGACGACACAGCACUCGAGAACCACGCUGUGCAAUGCAGUCUCAAAUACUAGGCACCACCGAUUCUUGAAGGCUCAAAGUGUAGGGAUCGAAAUUGGAAAAAUUGAAGACUUUUAUACUGCUUUGAGAAGCUCGGACCAUGGCGAAUAUGCGAGAAUGGUUGUGACUAGGAAUUUCGAAAGAAGGCCGCGGAAUGAAGUGAAUGAAUGUUGUUGA
Pseudocercospora fijiensis CIRAD86 is the source of this 1068-nucleotide messenger RNA. RefSeq lists its product as uncharacterized. The record is from RefSeq and is a predicted model, not a curated record. NCBI's taxonomy places the organism in Eukaryota, Fungi, Ascomycota, Dothideomycetes, Mycosphaerellales, Mycosphaerellaceae. The transcript is spliced from 16 exons. The coding region runs from base 1 to 1068 and encodes 355 amino acids.